AUGUCUAUUGGAGACCAAAUGCAAAUGCAAAUAAAACAAUGGCCUCCAUGGUCUGAUCUUGCGUCAAACAUAGCAGAGCGUCUAGGCCCCAUCGAGCUUCUGAGUUUCCAGAGCGUCUGCAAAGCUUGGAACUCUGCUUCUUCCACUGCCUCAGCUAAAAUUGAAUCCACACCAGACUUUGAACCCUGGUUUCUACUGUAUGCUGAGGAUUCUGAUCAUAAUUGCCAAUUGGUCACAGAAAGUGGUAAGAAGUUCUCCGUGAGACUUCCGGAACUGGAUGGAACAACUUGCCUUGCAUCGAACCAAGGAUGGCUUCUUUUGUUCAAGAAACGAGGUCUUGAAGGUGAAGCUGUUGGUAAUUGUGGUGGCGCUUCAUCACUGUUCUUCUUUCGGCCCUUCUCCAAAACAAAAAUAGACCUUCCGGGAUGCCCUUUCUUGGAGCUCUCUGAUCAUGUUGCAGCAUUUUCGUGUGUUCCAACUUCCCGGGAUUGCACAGUUUCUGUCAUAAACCGCGUCAAUGAUUAUGAACCGAAGCUACAUUUACUUCGCCGCGGAGCCAAGGAAUGGUUCCAAUAUGACAUUCCUUGUUCAGGUUUCGGUACAAUCAAUUGCGCUGUUUACCACACUCAAAAACAAGAAUUCUACUUUUUCGACCGUAGAGACUGUGUGCUCAUUAUCAACACUGACAUGAAGAAGAAGCUGGGGUUGCCAGAUGACGUGGACGUUUCGUUUUCUACUUGUGGGACACAAAGGAAGUCUGGUGACCUUGACAGUUUCGUUUACAGUGAGAGCAUUUCUGGCGAUCGUGUUGAAGAAUCCAAGAGCCGUCAACUCAAAGGAGUAUGGAUCUACCCAAAAUUCUUCCAAGUCCCUCCAAAAGAAGAGACUUGUGAAUUUGCUUCAUCACUGCUUUUUGCUCUUUAA
Messenger RNA from Prunus armeniaca (apricot), 924 nucleotides. Lineage: Eukaryota; Viridiplantae; Streptophyta; Magnoliopsida; Rosales; Rosaceae. The record is from the annotation of a GenBank genome assembly.